Molecule: messenger RNA, 1323 nt
Organism: Lachnellula hyalina
Lineage: Eukaryota; Fungi; Ascomycota; Leotiomycetes; Helotiales; Lachnaceae
Exons: 2
Coding region: 1-1323 (440 amino acids)
Molecular function (GO): coenzyme A diphosphatase activity
Source: RefSeq, a predicted model, not a curated record
AUGUCACAAAACAAUCCCCCACCAGGUUCUGAAGCUCUUGUACAAGCACUUCGCCAAACACUACAUGGCCUGAUCCAGGACCCUUAUCCUCAUGUCCCAAACCCCGAUAGCUGCAAGAAACGCGCAUCCGUUGCCCUCAUCCUACGCGUUCGACCACAUUUCAACCACCGGCCCUCUAAAGCCUCCGAAACCUCCGAGACCUCCAAUUCUUCCGCACAAGACUACCGCCAGGAUAGACCCGCCGGGGAAGUUAUCAAUGGGUUUUUUGAGCAGUCAUGGGUAAAGCAUGGCGACCCGGAAGUGGUGUUUAUAAAGAGGGCUGCGAGAGAAGGAGAUAGGUGGACGAGCCAUGUUGCGUUACCUGGAGGGAAGCGGGACCCGGAGGAUGAGGACGACAAGGCUGUUGCGAUACGGGAAACUGCUGAAGAGAUCGGGCUGGACCUUAGAUCUCCCCACGCGCUGUUCGUUGGGAAUCUGCCUGAGCGGGUUGUCAGUACUUCGUGGGGAAAGGUUCCAUUGAUGGUGCUCUGUCCUUUUGUAUUUCUCUGGAUGGAGCCCGAGCUACCACCACUUAAACUACAGCCAGCAGAGAUUGCUUCAACGCAUUGGGUGCCUCUCCGAAUUCUUCUGGCGCCACAAUCCCGCACUUUCGAAUACGUUGAUGUAUCCGAUAGAUUCGCCCGAAGAGGGGGCACUAUACUGAAGACUGCAAUUAGAUCUGUGCUGGGGAAGAUGGAGUUCUCCGCCAUCAAAUUGGUGCCAUCGGAGUCGCUAUCCUGUAGUACUACUGCCGAAUUCUUCUCGCCAGAAACCGAAUCCAAUACAUCAUGGGGAGGGGGAUUCUACAGAUGGUAUUUGGGAGACCAUGCGGGAUCAUCUGAAAGAACGCGGCCACUGUUGCUUUGGGGACUGACUCUAGGCAUGUUGGCAGAUUUUCUAGAUCAACUGCCGCCACACAACGCUGUCCAGUUGUGGUCAUACCCCACAUUUACAUCGCUAGACGUCAGGUUUAUCAUUGGUGUUCUCACUCGCCGUCUGAAGCAAAGAAAUCAGAGUCGCCUGCAAAGUGGGAAUCAAACAGCUGUUGAUAGUCAAACGGAAGCUGUUGCUACAGGUGAUAAUCCGUGGUUUAUUGGUGAUUUGAGUGAUGGAAUGAAGCAUCCGGGGAAAGGGAAGAAUGCUACCAAGUCUUAUGCUGUUGGUGUUAUGUUGGAUGGCUAUUAUGACAUGGCCAGACGUGGGGUUUGGAUCGCUGCAAGUGUUCGACUGAUUGCCACUACUGCAGUCUUAUUCUAUGCUGUCAAGAAGUUCAGAUCGAGGUAG